Messenger RNA from Mesoplodon densirostris (Blainville's beaked whale), 1257 nucleotides. It is a transcript of the gene KCNJ9, whose product is annotated as potassium inwardly rectifying channel subfamily J member 9. Lineage: Eukaryota; Metazoa; Chordata; Mammalia; Artiodactyla; Ziphiidae. Gene Ontology annotation, molecular function: G-protein activated inward rectifier potassium channel activity. The record is from RefSeq and is a predicted model, not a curated record. Gene Ontology annotation, cellular component: plasma membrane. The coding region runs from base 76 to 1257 and encodes 393 amino acids. Gene Ontology annotation, biological process: regulation of monoatomic ion transmembrane transport; potassium ion import across plasma membrane. The transcript has 3 exons.
AACUUAAAGCAAAAUCAGCCCCUCCAGGCCCCGCGCCAACGCCCGGGCCGUGACCUCCCCGCCGCGGCCACGGCCAUGGCGCAGGAGAACGCCGCCUUCUCGCCGGGGCCUGAGGAGCAGCCGCGGCGCCGCGGCCGCCAGCGCUACGUGGAGAAGGACGGCCGCUGCAACGUGCAGCAGGGCAACGUGCGCGAGACGUACCGCUACCUGACCGACCUGUUCACCACGCUCGUGGACCUGCAGUGGCGCCUGAGCCUGCUCUUCUUCGUGCUGGCCUACGCGCUCACCUGGCUCUUCUUCGGCGCCAUCUGGUGGCUGAUCGCCUACGGCCGCGGCGACCUGGAGCACCUGGAGGACACGACGUGGACGCCGUGCGUCAACAACCUCAACGGCUUCGUGGCCGCCUUCCUCUUCUCCAUCGAGACGGAGACCACCAUCGGCUACGGGCACCGCGUCAUCACCGACCAGUGCCCCGAGGGCAUCGUGCUGCUGCUGCUGCAGGCCAUCCUGGGCUCCAUGGUGAACGCCUUCAUGGUGGGCUGCAUGUUCGUCAAGAUCUCGCAGCCCAACAAGCGCGCCGCCACGCUCGUCUUCUCCUCGCACGCCGUGGUGUCGCUGCGCGACGGGCGCCUCUGCCUCAUGUUCCGCGUGGGCGACCUGCGCUCGUCGCACAUAGUCGAGGCUUCCAUCCGCGCCAAGCUCAUCCGCUCGCGCCAGACGCUCGAGGGCGAGUUCAUCCCGCUGCACCAGACCGACCUCAGCGUGGGCUUUGACACGGGCGACGACCGCCUCUUCCUCGUCUCACCGCUCGUCAUCAGCCACGAGAUCGACGCCGCCAGCCCCUUCUGGGAGGCGUCGCGCCGCGCCCUCGAGAGGGACGACUUCGAGAUCGUCGUCAUCCUCGAGGGCAUGGUGGAAGCCACGGGAAUGACAUGCCAAGCUCGGAGCUCCUACCUGGUGGAUGAGGUGCUGUGGGGUCACCGCUUCACGUCAGUGCUGACCCUGGAGGAUGGCUUCUACGAGGUGGACUAUGCCAGCUUCCACCAGACCUUUGAGGUGCCCACACCCUCAUGCAGCGCCCGGGAGCUGGCUGAGGCCGCAGCCCGCCUUGACGCCCAUCUCUACUGGUCCAUCCCCAGCCGGCUGGACGAGAAGGUGGAGGAGGAGGGGCUGGGGGAGGGGGCGGGCGAAGAGGCUGGGGCUGACAAAGAGCAGAAUGGCUGCCUGCCACCCCUGGAGAGUGAGUCCAAGGUGUGA